Molecule: messenger RNA, 2610 nt
Organism: Leptopilina boulardi
Lineage: Eukaryota; Metazoa; Arthropoda; Insecta; Hymenoptera; Figitidae
Exons: 4
Coding region: 100-2610 (836 amino acids)
Source: RefSeq, a predicted model, not a curated record
AAUGAUAUUUAUACAGAGGCAUUAAAAUGGAUUAGUAAAUCAAUAUUUACUGUAAAUUAUUCUCAAAUUGAAGAAGAAUGGUUCGAGAAAUUAGUAUCAAUGUAUAAUAAUAAAAUAUCAAAUCAAGAUUUGUAUGAGGAGAUAUUGAAUAUUAAUGAAAAACAAGAAAUAAUGAAACAAGUUUUUUUCACCGUUAACAAUUUACUAAAUCCACAAUUUAUUCAUUUAUGCUCACCACUAAAGAAUGAAACAUACAAAUUGAAUAUUAAAGGAGAAUUUUUAAUUUUUAGUCAAAUUUUAUAUAAAAAUUAUUGUCCCGGUAAAGUGAUAUUUUUGGAAUUAUUGGCAUUGGAUAAAAUUAUUAUCGAUGAAGAUUUAGUUAGUCAUGAUAUAAAACAAAUUAUUAUAAUUGCACCAAUUUGGGAAAUUGUUCAGCAAAGAAUUAUUAAUUUAGAUGGUGCUUCAGAAUAUCAAAAAUUGGAAGUUCAAAGGAUAUACUUAAAGGAUUAUGAGGAACGUUUCGAUGGUACACCGGGUAUGGAGGGAAAAGCCGGUGGUACAUUUUUGGGAAUUAUUGAUAAAAUUGUAAGAGGAGAAAAUUUAUUAAUUUCCUGUAAUGGUGGUAGAGGAGGCGAUGGAAGUGAUGGUUUAGAUGGAAUACAAUUAAUUGAGAAUUCAAAAAAUAUCAAUGUAAUUCAUUUAGGUAUUGGUGGUAAGGGAGGAAAAGGUGGCAAUCAUGGUGAAAUAAAAUUUUAUUUUCUAAAUGAUUCAAUAAAUUUAAAUAUAAAAAAAUCAACUCGAAAUGGCGUUGAUGGUAAAUCAGGAAUUAAUGGCAUAAUGCAAAUAUCACACGAUUUUCAAUCAAUAUAUCGUAUGGACUAUUAUAUUGAACAUGUAAAAAAAUUAACAUCCAAAAGAAGAAUUGAAAAUUUUGAUUUAAUUACUAAUAAUUUUAUUACAACUGUAACGAAUUAUAGAAAAUAUGUUAUUGAUACAACAAUUAAAAAUGGUAAAAUCAUACAUGGGAAUUUGUAUAAAAAAUUAAAUAACGUGAUUCUUUUGCAAAAUAUCACUGCAAUAAAUUUUUUACAAGAAUUAAUUGAUAUUGAAUAUUAUUAUUCGAUGGAAUUAAAUGAAACUGUUAAAAAUUUAUUGUACACGGGAAUACUAGAAGGAAUUGCAUUCUAUAAAAGGGAAACAAUUAUUGAUACUGAGUAUAGAACAUUACUUUCGAGAUUAUAUGACAUGACAUGGAGAAAGGUAAAUGAAUUUGAUAAUCCGGCUAUUGUUAAUAUUCAAGUUUACUUGGAACAAAGUAUUGAGAAUGGUGAGAAAUUAAAAAAUUUUCAAAUUCGUCAAAAAUUACAAGAAAUUGGUAAUAAUUUUAAAGCAAUAUUCGAAGAAGAAAUUAAGGAAGCUGAAAAAUUAAUUGACAUGAAUUUGAAAAUUUAUUUAGAUGAACGAAUUAAUGAUUUAAAUGAUGAAAUACCAAAAUUAAUUAAUGAAAUUGAUGAAAUGAUAACAAUGAAGAAGGGUGAAAUUGAAAAAUUAAGGAAUAUAAAAAAGGAACUUAAUGGUAAAUUAAUUUUAAGGAGUAUUUUCACAAUUUUUCAAUUUUUACUUUUAGGAUUAUCAUUUAUAAAUCCUGUUUGUGCAGCAAUUGCCGGUGUAUUAAGCGCAGGUAUUGUAAUUGCUGAUGAAAUUAUUUUAGACAAUGACGAUGAUGUAAUAUACAAUGAAAUUAAAUUACCCGAAGCAGUUAAUGAAUUUGUCGAUACAUCUAUUUUAUUAUACGCAGAGCUAGUGCAACAAGAAUUAAAUAUUAUUCAAGAACAAUUAAAUGAAAUAAAAACCAAAAAAAAUGAAUUAUCACUUAAUGAUGAGGAGGCAAAACCAUUAAUUGAUGUUGAUAAAUCAGUAAAUAGUCAAUGUAUAAAAAAUUCACGACAACCAAUAUCACGACGUCAAUGUAUGAUGAAAAUUUUAAAAAGAAAAGAAAUUAAAUGGUCCAAAAAAGAUAGUGACAAAAAAAAUAGAAAAUACAAAAAAUCAUUGAAUAUUAUAAAAUCAUCAAUGGGUUCAUUAGAGAUUGUUAAUUUAUCUAUUGAUAGAUUUAAUAAACAUUUUAAUGAUAUUUCAUCAUCAAAUCAAAUUGAUGGACAAAUAAUUGAACAAGAAAAUAGUAUAAAACAAUUGGAGAAUUUUAAAAAUAAUUUAUAUGAAAAUUUUGGUAAUCAAAUUGAUCGUAUACGAAGGGAUAUACGUAGGAAUGUUGAUGGAUAUGCAAUAUCAUCGCGUGCAUUACUUGAAUAUGAAAAAUUUCAAAUGCACGAUUUUUUAAAUAAUAUUUUAAUUAAAUUAAAUAUUUGGACAAAGGGAUUUAAGGAUACAGCAUCUGUACCUUAUGAGAUUAAUUAUAUAAAAGAUAAGAAAUUACUUCAAAAUGUUACAAAAUUAGAAGAGAUUUAUACUUCAAAUCGUAUUAUUGAACAAUUUGUAGAUAAUGUGAAUGUAGAAUUAGUUGGUGAAGGUCAAUUUAUGCCAGCGGAUGAAAAUAUUUGUAAUAAUUAUUUUUUAGAUGAUUAUAGAAAUGAAAUGCAAUUUUAUUGA